GCAGGACGUGGCCCUACACACACUCAACGGCGCCGCCAUGCCGUCUCUACAUACACAUACUUAGACAUACAGUACGUCGCCGAUACGGUGAAGCUCAUGCACGAUAGCCGAGCUCCACCAACCACGGCCGGUGGCAACAAGUGUCGUCUCGUCCGUCUUCGAUAUCAUUCCAUCACUAUCCUCCCGGCGCACUACCACUGCUGAAUGAACGGCGGCUCCCCAAGCCUCCAAGACUGCACCACGCCCCACCCGCUACACGCCCGAACCACGACGGUUCCUCUACCGCCCAAACCGCCGUUGGCACAAACGCCUCCGCGAUAGCCAGGCGCUCCUAAACUAGCACAGCAAUUAGGCUUCCAGCGUCCGUCCUAGCAAUGGCAAUCCUCCGGCCCGUUGCGCUGUCCCGCGCCACCACACACGAUCCGCCAAACUCACAGGCACGCCACGCAAUCAGCCGCCCCGCCCACCGGCCUGUGUGCACAAGCCAAUAUAACCUAAACCACCACGCUGGCUCUGCAAACAUCCCGAGACGAAUGGGCCUUGGCAUUCACUCCACACAAUCACAGUGGCAUAAAGACUUGAUUGCGGGAAUUGACUCACUCAAUAUCAACUCAAUAUCCAAGCAUACAUACAUACGACCGCUUCAAACACCUUCGCAAUGCAACCUGUCUACACCAAACACACCACCUCUCGUCUGCAUCUAAACCUCCCAUGGACCCUUCCUAGCUCCUCACCGAUACUAAAUAAAUCAC
Exserohilum turcica Et28A is the source of this 752-nucleotide messenger RNA. RefSeq lists its product as uncharacterized. The record is from RefSeq and is a predicted model, not a curated record. The coding region runs from base 375 to 704 and encodes 109 amino acids. NCBI's taxonomy places the organism in Eukaryota, Fungi, Ascomycota, Dothideomycetes, Pleosporales, Pleosporaceae. The transcript has a single exon.